Messenger RNA from Parathielavia appendiculata, 714 nucleotides. RefSeq lists its product as uncharacterized. The coding region runs from base 219 to 593 and encodes 124 amino acids. The record is from RefSeq and is a predicted model, not a curated record. NCBI's taxonomy places the organism in Eukaryota, Fungi, Ascomycota, Sordariomycetes, Sordariales, Chaetomiaceae. The transcript has a single exon.
GCAAGACCAGGAAUGCCACAGGACAGUGCCUACCUUGUUUGCUGUCCUGGAAGAACGCAAAACGCGAUUAUCAGGGGUGAAAGACAGAAGCACUGCAUCGGACCAAGCGUUGAACUAUCAUCACACCAGGCAGCAGAUCAGAUCAGAGCGAAGAGGCGCAAACGUCGCCAUGUUUCAGUUCCCAUAAUGACAGCUUUGCUUGCUUGUUGCCGCUUUAAAUGCUCGCUUGCUUGAACAUCUUGGCAUACACAAAACGCCAUGCUGUUCGCCGUCGCCAGACCCAGAGAAGCCGGUCCAAAGGGCAGAAAGCGCCGAAACCAGAACGGAGAAAGCGAAGGCGACAUACCAACCCGUUCCACACACAACAACACGCGUAUCCCACCCACAACAAACCUCUUGAGCACAACAACAAAUCUAGGUCGAUAAGAAUACCUGCCGCCCUGCCCCCAAAACGAGGCACACCCACACCGACCAACCGAAAGUCUGAGCCCGACAGGGACAAACCCAACAAACAACACAACGCUUUGCUACGCCACGCUCCCGAGUUGUUUCCCGAAUGCUUGCCAAACCAAACCCGCCAGUUCCCCAAAUAAAGACAUGGCGAGUGGGCAGAAAAUGAAGCCCUCAGAACAAAAACCCAGGGAGCCCAAGCGACAAAUGCGAAACACUGCCCACCAACUUCCGCCCAUAACCAUACCCGAGAUGCAGUCCCAA